GGUUUGGCGGCGUUGGCGGCGUUUGUGGCGCGACGUUCCCGCCUCUUAGGGGGGAAAAGCAUCUUGAAUGUUUUUUUUUUAUUGAAUAGCUAAUGAUUUUAUGACAGAGUCGAAAUUGACGCUGCUUAUGAUAUUUGAAUAAUUUUCAAGUUACAGCAUUUUGCCUUCCACUAUGUGCGACGCUACGAAACGCACGCUCUAUGUUGGAAACCUGGAUCCAGCUGUCACUGAGGAUCUUGUCAUUGCACUCUUCAGCACCAUAGGUCAAGUGAAGAGCUGCAAAAUUAUUGCUGAGAGCGCCUCCGACCCGUACUGCUUCGUUGAGUUCGGCGACCCGUCCACGGCGGAGAUGGCCAUCAACACGAUGAACAGGCGCAAACUGUUCGACAAGGUGAGUCCAGCUUACCUGCUGCUAGAUCAGGAGUUGAAAGUGAAUUGGGCGACAACACCGGGCGCACAGACGAAGGUCGACACAAGCAAGCAUUUUCACAUAUUCGUCGGCGACCUCAGUCCUGAGAUCGAGACGCACACCCUGCGGGACGCCUUCGCUCCGUUCGGCGAGAUCUCAGACUGUCGAGUGGUCCGUGAUCCUCAGACGCAAAAGUCCAAAGGCUACGGGUUCGUCUCCUUCGUCAAAAAGAUGGAGGCGGAAAACGCGAUCACAGCCAUGAGCGGGCAGUAUCUGGGCAGCAGAAAUAUCCGAACCAACUGGGCCACGCGCAAGCCGCCGGCUCCCAAAAACGACCCCAACGCGAAGCCGCUCAGUUACGAGGAAGUGUUCAACCAGAGCUCGCCGACCAACUUCACUGUCUACUGCGGCGGCGUGACGCUGGGCCUCUCCGAGGAGCUCAUACAGAAGACCUUCAGUCCGUACGGCCUCAUACACGAGAUCCGGGUCUUCAAGGACAAGGGAUACGCCUUCGUCAGGUUCUCCACCAAAGAGUCGGCCACCAACGCCAUCGUCUCUGUGCACAACACCGAGAUCAACGGCCAGCUGGUCAAGUGCUCCUGGGGCAAGGAGUCGGGCGACCCGAACCACGCGCCGGCCGCCGGCGGCCCGGCCGGCUUCGCGCCGCUGCCGGCCGCCGGCGCCCAGUACCCGUACAACGGCUACGGCCAGAUGGGCUACUGGUACCCGCAGGGCUACCCGGCCGCCGCGCAGAUGCAGGGCAUGCAGGGCUACGGCAUCCAGUACGGCUACCAGUACGGCUACCAGCAGGGGAUGGGCAUGCAGGUGCCGUACGCGAUGCCCGGCCAGCCGCACAUGGCCGGCCAGCAGAUGGUGCAGCAGCCGGCGGGCGUGAUGGGCGCCGCCUACCCGGUCCAACAGUUCCAGGUGCUGUAACGAUCCGGCCUGGAUCACGGACCGGUCAGCGCCGCGUUUGCAGUGUGAUAUAUGCGAGCGAGGCGGGGCGCGCGGCCGGCCGGCGCAGUUGGAGCGACAGGAGAGCGCCAGGGAGACCGACCCGCUCAGACCAGCGCGGCCGCCGCCGUCGCCUCCAGCCACCACACACAGCAACACACACACACACAUACACACACACAGACACACACAUACAAACGUCAGACAGCAUUCGAUCCAUGCCAGCGACAUGUUCAUCGAUACAUUACACACAGAGCCCGGCAUGGUUGCAAUAUAUACUAGGAUAAGCAGAGAUGUACACGUCCACGCACACGCAGGCAUGCGAAGACAUGAUCGACGACUGCGGGAUUCAGACGACGGCUUACGCGACCUUCUGACAUUCCAUCGGGAAGACAAUCGGGCUCAAGUUUCUGUUUUCAAGCGGAGACUGCUGACUCGUUACUGGCCAGAGGCGCGUUACUGGGGCAUUAUUUUUGCGCGGCCUGAGUUGACGGGUGGGCCGUUCCCGGCGGCCCGCGACGAUCCGUGGUCGCCCCGGACGGGACGGCCGCCGGCCGGGGCCUCUAUUUUGCUAAGUCUGUGUGGUGGGUACCGAGCGGCGACUCCGAGCCGCGCGGCUGCAUGUCGAUGUGUGUACAAACAAAGCCCCCGCCAGGUGGUGAUGCCGUGUCCUAGGCGUAAGCAGAGAGACCUAGUGUAGUGCCAGGCGCCGGGCGUGGCGUAGCUUAGGUUAAGUAGCCGUUAAGUUACCGUGUGUCCCACACAUAGCGCUAAGAGAGUCGUGUUCUGUGUUCGAGCCGUGCUAGAGGCUAGCCGUUGGUGUUACCGUGUGCUGCGCCGGCGGGCCGGCACCUGUGCCGUUUGCUCAGCGCGCAGAGAGCGGCAGCGCCUGCGCCGCGUGUGCCCGUGUGCGGCGCUCUGGCGGCCCGUGGCUGGAGGUACUGCCGGUGUGUGUGCGCGCGUGUAUGUGCGGGUUUUCGCGGGGUGCGCGGCCGCCACCCCCUCGCUGCGAUGGUGCUGCUUUGUUGGUAGGGUGCGCGGUCGCCGUGGGCCCCUCGCUCGACGCCGUUACGGUGAGAGGUGGGUGUUCGUGGUCGCCGCACGGGCCCGUCCGGUGGGCGGCGCCGGGAGGAAUAGAUGCUGUAGCUACUAGGGGCAGCGCGCCUGCCAGGUCUCAGCAGCGUGUUGAGUUGACGUUUACCGACCUCCCGCCGACUCAGGUGCGGACUGUUUGGACAUUUGUUACCAGGAAACUGAACAUGCCGCCUGAUGCCAAAUACGUAAAAUUAUCUUGCAUGGUUAGAUCAGCACGGAGGCAAAUACGAGAGAUAUGCACUGUUACAGAGAGAUUAGCGCGGCGUCACUGUGCGGUGUUGGUAUAUGUGAUGAUGUAGCGAACGUUGUUGACACCAGAGGGAUAUACAUAUGCGCGGCGUUGGCUUAUCACCACAUGGGAAUCGAAGGAAACCGCGUCUUUCUGCUCCGGAACUCGCGUCUACGGCGGCAUCUAUGCAGUCUGUGUCCUGCCUCGAGGCUACCGAUAGCCUCUGACCUGCCAGCAGCGCGCCGCCUCUUCCGUUGGGCGUCCCCGUCGGGCCGGUACCGCCUGUCCUCGGUUCGAAAUUGCGCGGCGCCGCACCCUCGGCUGGCCGCCGCUGCCGUCGCCGCCGUGGUUUUGUACCGUUCAGUUUUGAUACCAGUGCCCUGCGGGCGGACGGGAGAGCUGCCGACUGGGUGUCCCCGGCAGACGGUGGCCGCUGCUGUGUCGGUGUGUGUGUGUGUUUGUGUGUGAUGGGGUGGGUGUGCGCCUGUGUACAUGCGCGUGCAUUUGUUGCGUGUCGUGCGUCGCGAUCGGACCCGGUCGGACGACCCAGCCACGAGGGCUGCCCGGCCAGCGCGCCAGGUCUGCCGACGUGUCCCCCUGGAGGCGCCAGGUCGCCGGCGCCGCCUCCCAGAAGAAAAAAACAGUGGUUUGUAUAAUAUGCAAGUGUACAUAGACUGUAGUGACUACCUACGAUACGGAGGUGAGAAUAAAGCGGGGAAAACCA
Molecule: messenger RNA, 3411 nt
Organism: Amphibalanus amphitrite
Lineage: Eukaryota; Metazoa; Arthropoda; Thecostraca; Balanomorpha; Balanidae
Product: nucleolysin TIAR-like
Exons: 12
Coding region: 173-1345 (390 amino acids)
Biological process (GO): nuclear-transcribed mRNA catabolic process, nonsense-mediated decay; cytoplasmic stress granule assembly; regulation of mRNA stability
Cellular component (GO): cytoplasmic stress granule
Molecular function (GO): mRNA binding
Source: RefSeq, a predicted model, not a curated record